CAUUUCGGUAGACGGUGAAGGUGCAACAGUCUUCGGUCGUCCCGAUUCCGGGUUCAUCCGACACCCUCACUGAAUCAAGCUGAACUGAGCUCAACUUCUACAACACCACCAUGCCUCCUAAAUUCGACCCAAAUGAAAUCAAAGUUGUGUACAUGAGAUGCACUGGAGGAGAGGUUGGCGCUACUUCUGCUCUGGCCCCCAAAAUUGGACCCUUGGGUCUGUCCCCCAAGAAAGUGGGUGACGACAUUGCCAAGGCAACCGGUGACUGGAAGGGCCUGAGGAUCACAGUGAAGCUGACCAUCCAGAACAGGCAGGCAGCGAUCGAGGUGGUGCCCUCUGCAUCGGCUCUCAUCAUCAAAGCCCUGAAGGAGCCCCCCCGCGACAGGAAGAAGGUCAAAAACAUCAAACACAGCGGCAGUGUGACUUUCGACGAGAUCGUCAGUAUCGCCCGUGUGAUGAGGCCCCGCUCAAUUGCCAGGGAGCUGUCAGGAACCAUUAAGGAGAUCCUGGGUACGGCACAGUCUGUGGGAUGCACCAUCGAUGGCCGCCCUCCCCAUGAUGUCAUUGAUGACAUCAACAGUGGCAAAGUGGAGUGCCCUUCUGUGACUUGGUGA
Molecule: messenger RNA, 614 nt
Organism: Megalops cyprinoides (Indo-Pacific tarpon)
Lineage: Eukaryota; Metazoa; Chordata; Actinopteri; Elopiformes; Megalopidae
Gene: rpl12
Product: ribosomal protein L12
Exons: 7
Coding region: 111-614 (167 amino acids)
Biological process (GO): translation
Cellular component (GO): cytosolic large ribosomal subunit; ribosome
Molecular function (GO): structural constituent of ribosome; large ribosomal subunit rRNA binding
Source: RefSeq, a predicted model, not a curated record